GCGCGGCCCGCGCCGACGCAGCACGGCCCCGAGGGCGCAAGCCCGCCGCCGCCGCCGCCGCCGCCGGGCUGGGACCGCUGUGCGCCCGCGGCCUGAGCUGUGGGAGGGGGCGCCGCCCCUGCGUCCGCCGCGCCGCCUCGCGGUGUCUGCCCUCGCGUCCGGCGCCAGCGCGGUCCGAAAAUUUACCCUGACCUGUGUCUGCAGAGCGCGGGUGGCAGCGCCACCUGCUUCGGAAGCCCUUGCACCCCGGCUCAGAGGGAGCGACGCCAGGGCGGCGUGGCGGUUCUCUGAGGACUAUGCAAUGAGGAAAGAGGAACUAGGAGCCUUUCCUUUAAACUGAAGUUUGAUUUCUUCGCAGAGUUACCGUGGCCUUCGGAUCUAAAAGCUGUAAGGAGUGGCGUGGCCAGCUUCCAGACAGCCUUCGCCCAGAUUCCGCGGCUGUUAGCAUUUGGGACGCUCGUCUGCACAACCCCCCCCGCCCCCCCGCCCCCCCGCCCCAGCUGCGGCUGCAGAUGUGCCCGCAGAGCCCUCGGAGCCUAAGUGAAAUGUAGUGCCUCCCUCAGCUUCCCCAGAGUUGCUUCUGCGCGAGAGGAGGGAGAGCGUACGGCGGUUGUUGGAAGCUGCAAGGACUGCGAGUAAUACCGUCACCUUUUGGAAGUAUGACAGAUACAUAGCAUCUAGCAAAAUAAUGGCAGCUGCUUACCUUGACCCAAACUUGAAUCAUACACCGAAUUCGUGUACCAAGACUCACCUGGGCGCCGGCGCGGAGCGGUCCCCCGGGGCAAUGGAGCGGGUGUUGAAAGUCUUUCAUUACUUUGAAAACAGCAGCGAACCAGCUACUUGGGCCAGUAUUAUCAGGCACGGGGAUGCGACUGACGUCCGGGGCAUCAUUCAGAAGAUAGUGGACAGUCACAAAGUAAAGCACGUGGCCUGCUAUGGAUUUCGCCUCAGUCACCUGCGGUCAGAGGAGGUUCACUGGCUCCAUUUGGAUAUGGGUGUCUCCAAUGUGAGGGAGAAGUAUGAACUUGCACACCCACCAGAGGAGUGGAAAUAUGAAUUGAGAAUUCGUUAUUUGCCAAAAGGAUUUCUAAACCAGUUUACUGAAGACAAGCCAACUCUGAAUUUCUUCUACCAACAGGUCAAGAGCGACUACAUGUCAGAGGUGGCUGACCGUGUGGACCAGGACAUUGCUCUGAAGCUGGGCUGUCUGGAAAUCCGGCGCUCAUACUGGGAGAUGCGAGGCAACGCGCUGGAGAAGAAGUCCAACUACGAAGUGUUGGAAAAAGAUGUUGGUUUGAAGCGAUUUUUUCCUAGGAGUUUACUGGAUUCUGUCAAGGCCAAAACGCUACGGAAGCUGAUCCAACAGACGUUUAGACAGUUUGCCAACCUUAACAGAGAAGAAAGUAUUCUGAAAUUCUUUGAGAUCCUCUCCCCGGUGUAUAGAUUCGAUAAAGAAUGCUUCAAGUGUGCUCUGGGUUCAAGCUGGAUUAUCUCAGUGGAACUGGCAAUUGGCCCUGAAGAAGGCAUCAGUUACCUCACAGACAAGGGCUGCAAUCCCACACAUCUGGCCGACUUCAAUCAAGUGCAGACCAUUCAGUACUCGAACAGUGAAGACAAGGACAGGAAAGGGAUGCUGCAGCUGAAAAUCGCCGGCGCGCCCGAGCCUCUGACAGUGACAGCGCCGUCCCUAACCAUCGCCGAGAAUAUGGCGGACUUGAUAGAUGGGUACUGCCGGCUGGUGAACGGGGCCACACAGUCUUUUAUCAUCAGACCCCAGAAAGAAGGCGAACGGGCUUUGCCAUCGAUACCAAAGCCGGCCAACAGCGAGAAGCAAGGCGUGCGGACACACGCGGUCUCUGUGUCAGGAGUCAGUCCCCGCCAGCAUAAAGUUAAGAAAGCUAGGCGCUUUCUCCCUUUGGUCUUCUGUUCCCAUGAACCUUCUACCGAUGAAAUUAGUGGGGACGAAACGGAUGAUUAUGCUGAGAUCAUAGACGAAGAAGACACCUACACCAUGCCCUCGAAAAGCUAUGGAAUAGAUGAAGCCAGGGAUUAUGAGAUUCAGAGAGAAAGAAUCGAGCUUGGACGGUGCAUCGGGGAAGGCCAGUUUGGAGACGUCCAUCAAGGCGUCUACAUGAGCCCAGAGAACCCAGCGCUGGCGGUUGCAAUUAAAACAUGUAAAAACUCUACUUCGGACAGCGUGAGAGAGAAAUUCCUUCAAGAAGCCUUGACGAUGCGGCAGUUCGACCACCCUCACAUUGUGAAGCUGAUCGGCGUCAUCACGGAGAACCCCGUCUGGAUAAUCAUGGAGCUGUGCACGCUCGGAGAGCUGAGGUCAUUUCUGCAAGUAAGGAAGUACAGUUUGGAUCUGGCGUCUCUGAUCCUCUAUGCCUAUCAACUUAGUACAGCUCUCGCAUAUCUGGAGAGCAAAAGAUUUGUGCACAGGGACAUUGCUGCUCGGAACGUUCUGGUGUCCUCAAAUGAUUGUGUAAAACUAGGAGACUUUGGAUUAUCCCGAUACAUGGAAGACAGUACUUACUACAAAGCUUCCAAAGGAAAAUUGCCAAUUAAGUGGAUGGCUCCAGAGUCCAUCAAUUUUCGACGUUUUACCUCAGCUAGUGAUGUGUGGAUGUUUGGUGUGUGUAUGUGGGAGAUACUGAUGCACGGCGUGAAGCCCUUUCAAGGAGUGAAGAACAACGACGUGAUCGGUCGGAUUGAGAAUGGGGAGAGGCUGCCGAUGCCGCCAAACUGCCCUCCGACCCUCUACAGCCUUAUGACGAAAUGCUGGGCCUAUGACCCCAGCAGGCGGCCCCGGUUCACUGAGCUCAAAGCUCAGCUCAGCACAAUCCUGGAGGAGGAGAAGGUCCAGCAGGAAGAGCGAAUGAGGAUGGAGUCCAGAAGACAGGUCACCGUGUCCUGGGACUCCGGAGGGUCCGACGAAGCGCCGCCCAAGCCCAGCAGACCCGGUUACCCCAGUCCAAGGUCCAGCGAAGGAUUUUACCCCAGUCCUCAGCACAUGGUACAGACCAAUCAUUAUCAGGUCUCUGGCUAUCCUGGAUCCCAUGGGGUCACGGCCAUGGCUGGCAGCAUCUACCCGGGCCAGGCAUCUCUCUUGGACCAGACGGACUCCUGGAAUCACAGAGCGCAGGAGAUAUCAAUGUGGCAGCCCAGCGUGGAGGACUCGGCGGCGCUGGACCUGCGCGGGAUCGGGCAGGUGUUGCCGACCCACCUGAUGGAGGAGCGGCUGAUCCGGCAGCAGCAGGAGAUGGAGGAAGAUCAGCGCUGGCUGGAAAAGGAGGAGAGGUUUCUGAAACCCGACGUCCGGCUCUCUCGAGGCAGUAUUGACAGGGAGGACGGAAGCCUCCAGGGCCCGACUGGAAACCAGCACAUCUAUCAGCCUGUGGGGAAACCAGAUCCUGCAGCUCCGCCAAAGAAACCGCCACGGCCUGGGGCCCCCGGUCACCUGGGCAGCCUUGCCAGCCUCAGCAGCCCCGGGGACAGUUACAACGAGGGUGUCAAGCUUCAGCCCCAGGAAAUCAGCCCCCCGCCCACUGCCAACCUGGACCGGUCCAAUGACAGGGUGUACGAGAAUGUGACGGGCCUGGUGAAGGCUGUCAUCGAAAUGUCCAGCAAGAUCCAGCCAGCCCCACCAGAGGAGUACGUUCCCAUGGUGAAGGAAGUCGGCCUGGCCCUGCGGACAUUACUGGCCACCGUGGACGAGACCCUUCCGGUCCUGCCAGCCAGCACUCACCGAGAGAUCGAGAUGGCCCAGAAGCUGUUGAACUCCGACCUGGGCGAGCUCAUCAAUAAGAUGAAACUGGCUCAGCAGUGUGUCAUGACCAGCCUCCAACAGGAGUAUAAGAAGCAGAUGCUGACCGCUGCGCACGCCCUAGCUGUGGACGCCAAAAACUUGCUGGACGUCAUUGACCAAGCGAGACUGCGGAUGCUCGGGCCCACGAGGCCGCACUGAGGGCGCUCUCCGCGGACGUUCUCCGGCCUUCCACCAGCAUGAGGGGCCCCGGGUCCUCGGCCGCCGGCACGCGCCGCGCCAACGGCUGUGACUGACAGCUGGUUGAAAGCUCUUUCAUUUCAAUUUAACCACAUUUGAUUUGAGUUCAGUUUUUUUGUCUCUUUCUUUUCUUUCUUCUUCUUCUUUUUUUUUUUAAUCAUGGCGUUCAGAAAAGUCCAGGAUCCAAAACGUGGCAUUUUUCUGAGAAUGAAAAUUGUUCAUGAGACGCUUUUAAGAAUCUUGAAGAACAGAUGGUGUUCACGUUAGGGUGUUUCCGUGGAAGCGGCCCCGGCGGUGGUGUGCGGACCCGAACCAGCCCGGCGAUGUGUUGGGAGGCGGGGAGACGGGGCGGAGAAUGCCGGGAGACCCGAGGGGCUGGGAAUUCUUCGGCGAGCUGCGGAGCCGCGGCCGGACUCCAGUCUCUGUUGGGAGAGCGUUCUUGAGUCGCCGUCUGCUAGCACCGCUUUAAGAGAAGGAAUGUCAGAGCUAUAUUUUGAAGACUUGAGUCGUUUCAGAAAAAAGCAACCACCCUUUUGUCUUUCCUGCCUUUUACUUUCCUGUCGGAUAUGUGAAGAUUUGGUUGGAAGCUAGCUGUAGAACACACUAAAAACCUUGUCUUUUUUCACCAGAAUAAUGUGCCAGUUUUUUGUAGCAAUGUUACUUCUCUUGGAAGCAGAAAUGCUUUGUACCAGAGCACCUCCGAGCUGCGCUGAGAAGAGGUUCUGGAACCAACCCUGUUUUCCAGUUUUAUAUAAUUUAUAAAGAAAGAUUGAAGCCAUGUUGACUCUCUCGCAGCCACUGGAGCUGACUAACCCUUCAUCAUGUCUGUCUUCCCAGCGGAGAAUUAAGCAAAGCAGAGAUUCGGUUUUCUUUUGAUGUCCAGUUACACCAUCCAUUCUGUUAAAUAAUUUUGAAAAAUAUGCCCUCCCUUUAGUUUGUCGGGGGAUAUAAAUUAUUCUCAGGAAGAAUAUAAUGAACCGUACAGUUACUUUGACCUAUUAAAAAGGUGUUACCAGUAAA
This is a messenger RNA of Mustela lutreola (European mink), 5026 nucleotides long. RefSeq names its product protein tyrosine kinase 2 (gene PTK2). The record is from RefSeq and is a predicted model, not a curated record. The transcript is spliced from 38 exons. Lineage: Eukaryota; Metazoa; Chordata; Mammalia; Carnivora; Mustelidae. The coding region runs from base 689 to 3967 and encodes 1092 amino acids. Gene Ontology annotation, molecular function: ATP binding; protein tyrosine kinase activity. Gene Ontology annotation, biological process: protein phosphorylation; signal complex assembly. Gene Ontology annotation, cellular component: cytoskeleton; focal adhesion.